GGAAGGGGGAAGCUUUUCAAGAACUCCUUCGUAAGCUAGAACUACAGGAGCAUCUGAGCAGGAAACUCAGGGUGAGUGAUGUCCUUGAAAUCAGCCAGGAAAGUCUAAAGAAUGGAACUCCAGAGACAUUUGCAGAUUUACCUUGGCAUUUCCUGAGGAAACUGGUGGCUCUGAAUAUGAUGGCCAGAAACACAAGCCUUGUGCACAGGGCAACUGAUGAUGAAGGAGGCAGUGAGGAGAAACAGAGGUUAGAUGAUAUUUUGAAUUUUAGUGACACUGACACCAGAGUUUCCCUGCACCCCCUCGAUGUUCUCUGUGCUGUGCUGCUUUGCUCAGACAGUUUCCUACAGCAGGAGAUCCUGUCCAAAAUGUCCAUGUGCCAGUUUGCCCUCCCUCUGCUGCUACCUGCCCUCGACACCCCCAAGUGCACCCUAAUGCUGUGGGCCAUGAGGGACAUUGUGAGGAAGUGGAGGCCGCACUCCCUGGCAGAGAGCAGAGGGUUCAGAGAGGAGAGCCUGGUGCACACGUCAAUGCCAACCAUUUCCUUUGUGCGGCUGGGGAGCUGCAACUUCUCCAAGUCCAAACUUCUCAAUGAGAUUCUCAGCCUCUCCCAGCAGCACCACGAUUUCUUUAUGCAUCGGGACAUGGAGUCUGGGAACGUCCCUCGGGAAAUCGCAGAUGGGCUGGUCGAGAUUUCCUGGUAUUUCCCUAGUGGGACAGAGAAUUCAGAUAUUUUCCCAGAGCCCGUUGCGGUUGCAAACCUGCGCGGAGACAUAGAGUCCCACUUGCCACAGUUCAGCUUUUUAACAGAGAUCUCCUCAGCAGUGUUCAUAGUUACUGAGAGCAUCAACGAGAGACAAUACACGCUCUUAUCAUCUCUGCAGGGAUCAGCCACUAAAUACUACUUCAUGGUUAAUAAUCAGGCUGUGACGUCCAAGGAAACACUGGCAUUCCUGAAAAAGUUGGCCCCAGGGCUGAAACUGAACAACUCACAUGCGCUGCAGAAAGGACGUGCCACAAAUGAGGCGGCUUAUGUAAAAGCUCUGCAGUCUGCAAUAGCAGCUGUAAUGACGUCUUCUCCCAAGAGAAUGAGUAUAGAAGCCGUGGCUGAGACCGGACGUCAAUUAGGCAUCCAGGUAGAUGAGGAUAAUAAGAAAUGUCAGCAUGCCAGUGAAUAUGCCAAGGAAAUCACUGUACACAUAAAAGAUGUGGCAAAGUACAAGAGGGAAAAGCUGAGACUCCAAGGGGAGCCAUGGAAAAACUUGGCUGAAGUGGAAAAGGAGCUGUGCCGACUGAAAAAGCAAGGAAACAUCCCUCUGGAGAAAUAUAAGUCUCAACUGAAAGAGAAAUCAAUAGAGUUACGUGUUCAGCAGAAACACCUCCUGGAGCAGAUGGAUGAAAUGACCAAAGCUGCAGCAAACAUGGAAAAGAAAGGCAGGGAGAUGACAUUUUCUGAUAUUAUGGAUUAUGAUCUAGAAAAACACAAUUGGUACAUUCCUGCUCUGUGGCAUGGAGUCCCGCCUAUGGCUCCAGUGAAUAUGGGAUACAGUGAAAAGGUUUAUGAAUUAAAGAAAUAUUUGUUUGAAUUUCUGAAAGGCUGUUCACAAAACAGAUCUCCCAAGGACAUCCCCCAAUUUCUUGAAUGGGUGAAGAGCAUGUGGAAUGCUGUAAAACAUGAAAACUUUAUCUUCAGCUUUAGAAACAGUCUUGUUGCUGACGCCUAUAACCAGUUGUCUGUAAAUUAUGCAGAAUGGGAAUGGGGUUUCCGCAAGAUGAUGCAUCUCUGGGUAUCUGAAAAGGAAACUUUCAUCCAAAAUCAGCCACCAGAUAAACUAGACACCAAUGUUUUAACCAAACUAAAGAACGAGGUACAGAACAAACUGAGACAAGAAGCAGAGAAGAUUUUGGAUAAUUUAAAACAGUAUUUUGAAAGUGGAGCAGAAAAUCUGCACCUGAUAGAAAAGUACAAAGAAGAUUUUAGGAGAAGUGCAAACGGUCUGAGGAAUGAACUGGAGAGUUAUUCAUUCAGCAAGUUGAAAGAAGCGAUUGAAAUUAGAAAAGGCCGACAUAAAACAGAUGCUGUCCUGUCACAGUACAAGAGAAGAAUUGAAGAGAAAGUUGACAGGCUUCUGAAUCAUUGCAGGAAAAGCAAAUGCAAACUAAAUAAUGAUGAACAGGAGAAAGAAUUUGAAACCAUGUGGAGAGAAACAUUGUCAGAAUUAUCACUCAUUCCUUUACAGAAACGCAUCAUAGAUAAGGAUGUGGAGUUCCAUUUGAGAAGAGACCUAGAGAAUAGGGGGAGUGCAGCAUGGCAGAUGUUAAAGGAGGCCAAAAGCUUGUCUACUUAUAGAACACACAAUUUCAAAAUGAAAAAUGAAUACUUAGACUUCAGUGUGCUCAAAUGUAAGAACAUAUCAGAGUCAGCUGUAAAAGCGUUGCAAGGUGUGAAAGAGUUCUUUACACAGGAACGCUGGCAUAAAACAGAGGCUCUGGCUAAAUCCUUAAUAGAUGAGUGCAAUAGCUACACUGAAGAAAAGGCAAAUGGCAAAGCAGAUUACAAUGAUACUUAUUGCAGAGAGUUGUUGCGGAUGAUUAACGAGCAGCUUCAGCAGGCUAAUGUUCAAAACCUUCACAUCAGCACUUGUUUUGAAGUUGACCUGAAGCUUCACAUUUUGGGGGAUGCAGCUCGGGCAUUUCAGAAGAUGCAUGAAGAAUUCAUUACAGAAAAUGACCCUCUGCAAUGUCUGGGGAAACUGAAACCUCAGUAUCUCUCCACAUUUAAAGCUCUGUACUUAGAGAAGGACGAGUGUCAAGAUAGGGCCUGGAAUUUUUGUGAUCAGUGUCUGAGACCUGCCCUGGUGGACUAUGUGAACAAGAGACUUGGGAUAGAAAUCGUAGAUGACAUUCUCAGCAGUGAACAGUCUAUUGAGUACAGCACCCAAAACUUCUUCCAAUUCUUUGUUCUGAAGCAGCUGUUGGAAGAAAAUGACUUUAACAAUUAUGUGCAAUACACAAGGAAUUAUGUAGAUUUUAUCAAAACCCGGAUACAGAAACAUGUGUUAACACGUUACAGAGAGAAGGCAAAUUUGGGAGAUUUGGAAAAAAGGAUUUUCUCCCCAAUAAUUAAUAAACUCAGUGAUGUUCUGAAAAACUCCAAAGGUGAGAAGACUAAGACAGUCUCUGCCUUUUUAGACAACUUUCGUGAAAAGCUGCAGCAGGAUCUAGUCAUUCCCAGGGAUAGCUUAGAAGUGAUACUGUUUAAAAACACAGCAAGUGCAGACCAAUUUUCAGCUUUUAUAGAACAGUUUAUUCCUGAUCUGGAAAAACAAGUUUUAUCCACUUUUGAAAAUCUGGAAAUUCAGUCAAAACUCUCAAAACUUGCAGUGAAGCCCCAGGAUGAGAUCUUCAAGCGAGUGUUUGGCUGUGGGAAGCAGUGUCCAUUCUGUAAAGUCCCCUGUGACGCAGGAACCCCUGCACAUUCAGAGCAUUUUGUAGCAGUGCAUCGACCUCAAGGAUUAGGAGACAGCCGGUGGGUAACAACAGAGAUACUUACCUCUGAUAUUUGCUCCUCUUCUGUGGCUUCCAAUAACAGAUUCAGAUGUACAGAGACAAAAUGGGAACCUCAUCCUUAUAAAAAUUAUCGGAAAUCAGGGGGCAGCUCCCCAGAUAAAAGGGCACCAGG
This is a messenger RNA of Chrysemys picta bellii (western painted turtle), 3682 nucleotides long. NCBI's taxonomy places the organism in Eukaryota, Metazoa, Chordata, Testudines, Emydidae. The record is from RefSeq and is a predicted model, not a curated record.